Impatiens glandulifera is the source of this 1326-nucleotide messenger RNA. Its product is annotated as serine carboxypeptidase-like 48. Gene Ontology annotation, biological process: proteolysis. Lineage: Eukaryota; Viridiplantae; Streptophyta; Magnoliopsida; Ericales; Balsaminaceae. The transcript has 7 exons. Bases 1 to 1326 code for a protein of 441 amino acids. The record is from RefSeq and is a predicted model, not a curated record. Gene Ontology annotation, molecular function: serine-type carboxypeptidase activity. Gene Ontology annotation, cellular component: vacuole.
AUGGCACAAAGAUCUGGUCUAAUUCUCUUUCCUCUGUUGUUCUUCUCAUGUCAAAUUCUUUCAUCAUCGUCUUCUUCUUAUUCGCCAAGUACGGAAGCGCAGAGGCUUAUCCGCAGUUUUAACUUGUUUCCCAGUUCCGGCGUCAACUCCGGAGGCCCUUCUUCCGUACAAUUACCCGAUGCAGUACUGUCCUCCUCAUUGGUCGAAAAGCAAUUCAGACUCCCAAUCUAUGUUGCUUCGAUUCGGAAAUUGAAUCAUUAUGUCGGCUAUUAUCGACUUCCUCACUCUAGAGAUGCAAGGCAUCGUACGAUGUUUUACUUAUUCUUUGAGUCGAGAAGGAAUAAGCUUACGGACCCAGUUGUGAUAUGGUUGUCCGGAGGACCCGGAAUUAGCUUUUUAAUAUCUAUGUUUUAUGAAAACGAGCCUUACCAUAUAACCAACAACAAUACUCUUAUCUUGAAUGACUAUGGUUGGGACCAGAUCUCGAACUUGAUCUAUGUGGAUCAGCCCAUCGGCACCGGUUUUAGCUAUAGUUCCGAUAACUCUGAUUUUCGUAAUGAUCAAGAGGGUGUUAGCAAUGACUUAUAUGACUUCUUGCAGGGUUUGGCUAUUGGAAAUGGAUUGACAGACUUGGUAAUUCAAUACAAGUCAAUGCCAGAAUAUGCUAAAAGUGUGAAUCUGAUCACAGAAUCUCAAGCCAUGGAAGUCUCCAAAUUGAUACCAGCCUGCGAGAGAGACGCAGCUAAAUGCAAUGCAAUGGGAGGAGGAGGAGAUAGCUGUAUAGAGGCGCAUUCUUCCUGUAAAGCCAUAUUCGAUCAUAUAAAGGGAUUAAUUGGUGAUAGAAAUAUUUAUGACAUUCGAAAGAGAUGUGAGAGUCACGGUUGCUAUGAUUUCUCGUAUAUGUUAAACAUAUUAAAUGAGAGAUCGGUUAGAGAAGCCCUUGGAGUUAGGAAUAUUAGUUUUGUUUCUCCGAACCGUAGUGUUUAUAAUGCGUUUCUUAAGGAUUUUUCGAGGAAUCAUGCCGCGAAAAUUCCCCCGCUUCUUGAUUAUGGAAUUAAAGUCUUGAUAUAUGCAGGAGAAUAUGAUCUCCUCUGCAAUUGGUUAGGGAACUUGUGGUGGGUUAUGAAGAUAGAAUGGUGGGGUCAGAGACAAUUCAAUGAUGCUCCCAUAACUUCGUAUAUAGUCAACGGUAAUGUUGAAGGAAAACUUAAAAGAUAUGGACCUCUAUCAUUUCUUAAGGUUUUUAACUCUGGGCAUAUGGUUUCUAUGGAUCAACCGAAAGUAGCAUUGGAGAUGCUGGAUAGAUGGACAAAAGGGCCUCUUUGA